CUUAAUGAAUAUUAAAAGAAAAAAAAAUUGCUUAGUGAACGAAAAGUAUAUGCAAAACUAAAAAAUAGUUAUAUGAUUAGCUUAUGUUUCAUUUAACUGUAAUAGUAACAUUGCUAUGCGUUGCCUUUGUUGAAACACAUGCUUGGCAAUGGACGAAACGAAUAAUUAGUGGUGAAGAGACUUUCAUUAGAUCGCAUCCUUAUCAAGUAUCCAUUCAAACUAAAGCAAACGAACAUAUUUGUGGUGGAUGUAUAAUAAAUAAAUUUAUCGUUUUAACUGCGGCUCAUUGCUUUGAUGACAUAGAACCCCAUGAAACAAAAGUCCGCUUAGGUUCUACCUAUUACUCGAAGGGAGGUCGUUUAGUAGGAGUUAAAAAUUUUACCCUGCACUAUAGGUACAAGUUUUCAAUAGUACCAAUUUACGAUAUCGCUAUAUUAAAAAUAAGCAAACCUGUUUAUCAAACGAAAAACGUACGCUAUAUAAAAUUGGCUAAAAAGAGACCACGCACAGGCGCUCGAGCGGUGGUGUCUGGUUGGGGUACAACAGUUUUUGGAGCGAACGGUACAUCUGCACAUCUUCGAAAAGCUACCGUACGCUAUAUAGAUAGUAAAGAUUGUGCGUCAUUCGGCCGGAAUAUUUAUAGGGUCUUCAUAACUGAAACUAUGAUUUGCGCUGAAACCUUAGAUCAAGCUGCUUGUGCUGGUGAUUCCGGUAGUCCUUUAGUAGUAAAAGGCGAGCUGGUGGGUAUAGCAUCGUGGGGUGCUGGUUGUGGAGCCCAAAAUUUUCCCGAUGUUUACACUGACGUUGUAGCGUUACGGUAUUGGAUAAAGAACGCUUUAAAAACACUAAUUAAAAGAGAAAACUCAGAAAAGCAAAAUAAACAAAUAGCUUCAAAAUAUAACAUGAAUUCUGAAAACAGAAUUGAAUAGUCAAGCUGUAUAUAGAAUUUAAACAAUCUCGACUCGUAAACCGCAGCUGGAGGUGGAAGGCA
Glossina fuscipes is the source of this 991-nucleotide messenger RNA. Its product is annotated as trypsin-like. Gene Ontology annotation, biological process: proteolysis. Gene Ontology annotation, molecular function: serine-type endopeptidase activity. The transcript has a single exon. Lineage: Eukaryota; Metazoa; Arthropoda; Insecta; Diptera; Glossinidae. The coding region runs from base 84 to 929 and encodes 281 amino acids. The record is from RefSeq and is a predicted model, not a curated record.